CCCAAGUACUUACAUUCAUCUUAGUUCUUUCUUCUUAUUAGCGCGUUUGGAUAUUUGGGAUUUAACAAUGGGUCUUCAUUCUAAAUACCAAGUGGCCCUCGUUUGUGUGAUGAUGCUCUUACCUGCUGCACUAUGCUACUCCCAAGGCUUCACUCCCUCCAGAGCUACCUAUUAUGGUACCCCUGAUGGCUAUGGAACCCCGAGUGGAGCUUGUGGAUAUGGCUACUAUGGCAGAACUGUAAACUAUGGGAAGGUUGCAGCUGUGGCCGGGCUCUGGAGGGAUGGCGCUGGAUGCGGUGCUUGCUACCAAGUAAGGUGUAAGAACUCAAGAUUAUGCAACAGCUACGGCACGAUGGUAGUGGCCACAGACUACGGUGCAGGAGACAGAACAGACUUUAUUAUGAGUCCAAAUGGUUUCAAAGAUCUGGGACGAAGCGCAAGUGCUUCAGAAGAGCUCAAGAAAUACGGCGUCGUCGACAUCGAAUACAGGAGGGUGCCCUGCACAUAUGCUGGGUACAACGUUCGUGUCAAGAUCCACGAGUCCAGCAGAUACCCCGACUACCUUGCUUUCGUCAUUCUCUACGUGCCUGGAAUGAACGACGUCACUGCCCUUGAGAUAUAUGACAAUGAUCGCCAUGAAUGGAAGCCAAUGAGAAGAGUGUACGGGGCAGUGUUUGAUAUAGUUGGUGCACCCAGCGGACCAUUGAUGCUGAGGCUGCAAUUCAGUGGAAGAACAGGUUGGGUUCAGUCCUCCAAGAGUGCCAUUCCCGGAGACUGGAAGAUCGGAGCUUCUUAUGAUUCUCAAGUUCAUGUCUAAAUAAGAUCAUGGAUAUAUGAAGAGUAUGCCACGUCACCUGUUUGGCUCUGAAGAAUGCAAGCUGUUUGGUGUUGUUGUUGUUUAUUUCUUCUGAAAAAUUAAUCUAUUGAAAUAAAUAAAUGUCUUCUGGAAUGAAUAAAUAGUAGGGGUUUGUGUAUUUUCCAUCUGUGAUGGAGUUUAUAUAUGAAUAAAGAAACCUCUUUGUUUGCGCAA
Neltuma alba is the source of this 1030-nucleotide messenger RNA. RefSeq names its product expansin-like B1. Lineage: Eukaryota; Viridiplantae; Streptophyta; Magnoliopsida; Fabales; Fabaceae. The transcript has 4 exons. The coding region runs from base 68 to 817 and encodes 249 amino acids. Gene Ontology annotation, cellular component: extracellular region. The record is from RefSeq and is a predicted model, not a curated record.